Scheffersomyces amazonensis is the source of this 2061-nucleotide messenger RNA. It is a transcript of the gene PPG1, whose product is annotated as putative serine/threonine-protein kinase. NCBI's taxonomy places the organism in Eukaryota, Fungi, Ascomycota, Pichiomycetes, Serinales, Debaryomycetaceae. Gene Ontology annotation, molecular function: protein serine/threonine phosphatase activity. Gene Ontology annotation, cellular component: FAR/SIP/STRIPAK complex. The transcript has a single exon. Bases 467 to 1636 code for a protein of 389 amino acids. The record is from RefSeq and is a predicted model, not a curated record.
AUCAUGUAUUGGCAGUUAAGGGUAAAGGAUUAUUAUUAGGAUUACAAUUAAAUAAUUCAGUCGAUAGUACGGCUGUAGUUAAUAAGUGUAGAGAAAAUGGGUUAGUCGUUAUAACUGCGGGUUUAAAUGUGGUAAGAAUUGUUCCAGCCUUAAAUAUCCCUAAUGAAUUGAUUUCUAAAGGGUUAGAUAUAUUGGAUCAUAGUUUGAAACAGGUUAUUGAAUCUUCAACUUAGUUAUCUACGUAUAUUACCAUAGAAUUUAAUCCAUAGUACAUAGUACAUACAUUAGAGAAAAGCUCGGCUGCGAUUUGUAGAGCGGGAUCUGAACCCGUGAAAGAAAAAAAAAAAGUCGUUUGAGAUAAGCCAGUAGCAAUCGCCAAUAAAACAAUGUAAAUAGCAUAGUAAGUAUAACCAUAACCAAAAGGGAAUCAGCUGAUGAAGACAAUAACAAUAAGUAAUAUAAAAAGAUGACAAUUCCAUUCAGUAUCCCUACCACGGAUCUUGAUUAUUGCUUAGAACAGCUAUUGGAUCAUAAACCUCCAAAGAUACUACCACCAGAAACUAUUCAACAAUUAUGUCAUACAUUAAAAGCACAACUUCUUGGAACUCCAAAUAUUAUGAGUCUUAAUUCUCCAAUAUCAGUUGUAGGAGAUAUUCAUGGACAAUUUCAUGAUCUACUAGAAAUCUUUCAAAUUGGAGGUUCUCCUCCUAGUACAAAUUAUUUAUUCUUAGGAGAUUAUGUUGAUAGAGGUUAUUAUUCAGUUGAAACUAUUUCUUUAUUAAUUGCAUUAAAAUUAAGAUAUCCUGAUCGAAUUUAUUUAAUUAGGGGAAAUCAUGAAUCAAGAACUAUUACCACAAAUUAUGGAUUUUAUACUGAAGUAUUAAGUAAAUAUAAUGGUUCAUCAGAAGUAUGGACUUAUUUUACAGAUUUAUUUGAUUAUUUACCAUUAGGAGCAACAAUUGAUGGUAAAAUCUUUGCAGCUCAUGGGGGUUUAUCUCCUAGUUGUCAACAAUUAGAUCAAAUAAGAACUCUUGAUAGAUUUAGAGAAAUCCCUCAUGAUGGAAUAAUGGCUGAUUUAGUUUGGUCAGAUCCUGAUACAGAAAUAAUGGACUUUAAAUUAUCUCCACGAGGUGCUGGUUACCUCUUUGGUUUAGAUAUUAUAAAUAAAUUUUGUCAAGAUAAUGAUUUGGUUCAAAUGAUAAGAGCUCAUCAAUUAUGUAAUGAAGGUUAUACAAGUUAUUGGAAAGGGAAAUGUUUAACAGUAUGGUCAGCUCCAAAUUAUUGCUACAGAUGUGGUAAUAAAGCCAGUAUACUAGAAAUCUUACAUUCAAAUUAUGGAUCUAAAGAUCCUCAUGAUCUAGAUGAUGAUAAUGAUAAUGAUGAUGAAUUUUCUGAUGUUACUUAUAAAGAUUAUGCUAAUAGAUUCAAUAGUUUACGAGUUCGUCAACAACAAGGAGUUCUUCCCGGACAAUUUUUUAACGUAUUUGAAGCAUCACCAGAAAAUAGAGAUGAUACCCUUAAUUCUAAAAGUGUUAAUGGUAUUAAUUCUGAUGAAAAUUUUACGGGAAAUGGUGACUUCUUUGCAUCGUUUUUCCAGGAAAGACGUCCUAAACAGUAUGUGGAGUACUUUCUUUAAUUUAAUUAUCUGUAUUAUUAAUUAGAAUAUAUAUACAAUUUUUUUGUAUAACUUAAUAUGUAAUCAACUUAUCCGUAAUAUAAUUCAAAAUUGAAUCCAUCAUGAACUUCAUAAUCAUCUAAACUUAUAUGAUCCUUGUAUACACUGUUACCUUUCUUUAGUACUAACUUAUCGUAUGGUGUACCUAUUUGCAAUGAGAUUAUUUUCUUCAAAUCUCCAAUCGUAUCGGUUGGAAGACACUUUACUCGUAUCUUCUUACCCAACCUAUCAUUAGCCAAUACCUCUAUCAUAUUUGUUAGUAUAAUGUUAUUGACACUGGGUAUCAUUUCAUUAAUAAAUUAUAAUUAAAAUACAAAUAAAAAAAAAAUGUCGUGCCUCCCACGCAAAAACCCCGUAAAAAAUUCAUUACCAUUGUUAAGAUAGCA